AUGCCGCACCAACCACAGUCCCAGCCCAGCUUCCUCAUCGUCGGUGCCGGCGUCUACGGCGCCUCGACGGCCCUCACGCUCGCCCGCCUGGGAUACCGCUCCAUCACGGUCCUCGACCGCUCUACCGACGGAUUCGCCGCACCGGACGCGGCAUCCAACGACGUCAACAAGAUCGCGCGCUCGGCGUACUCGGCGCCUCUCUACCGCAACCUUGCCAAGGAGGCGCUGUCGCAGUGGCGCACCGACCCGACCAUCUCGCGCUUCUACCACGAGGUCGGCCUCGUGCUCCACUCGGGCAUCGCCGCACUCAACGGCGACUCGGCCAGCGGCAUCACCGACGACGCCGAGGCCUACGUCCGCAACGGCGUCGAGAACUCCGUCGAGAAGGGCGGGUUCGCCGAGCUGCCCCGGCCCGGGCUCAAGGGCUUCGGCAAACGGCAGACCGGCUACAUCGACCCGCGCGGCGGCUGGACCGAGGCCAACGCCGCCGUCCGCGCCGUCCUCGCCGAGGCCAUCCGUCUCGGCGUCAAAGUGGUGCCCCGCUGCGUGGCAAAGGAGCUCCUCUACCACGACCGGCCCUCAUCGACAGGCAAGCGGGUCGUGCGGGGCAUCCGUUCGGCCGACGGAAAGGAAUACACGGCCGACCACACCGUCAUCGCCGCCGGCGCGUGGUCACGGCUGCUGCUCCAGCAGCUGCUGCCCGGGUCGUCGAUCAACGCGCUGCCGCCCGCCUCGCCGUCGGCGCAGUGCGUCGUGCUGCUCCAGCUGACGCCCGAGGAGCGCGCCGUGCUCAAGCACGCCCCCGUCGUGCUCAACUUUGACACGGGCCUGUACGUCUUUGAGCCGACGGCCGACGGAGUGCUCAAGAUGGCCAUCCACAGCGCGGCGGGCUACCAGAACCCGGCGCCGCGCCUCGACCUCGAGACGGCCUACCCGACGUUCCAGCAGGGCGAGGAGCGCCACUGCGCCCAGCCGUCGGCCAUCUACAAAGAGUCGGCCGACCAGUUCGUGCCGGAGGACAAGGUGCGCACGAUGCUCGAGGAGCUCUACACGCUCUACCCGCUCCUCCGCGCCGUACCCGCCGAGCGCAUCCGCACGCGCAUCUGCUGGUACAGCGACACGCUCGACGAAAACUGGGUGCUCGACCACCACCCGGACGUCGACAACCUCGUCGUCGCCGGCGGCGACAGCGGGCACGGGUACAAGUUCCUCCCGACGCUCGGGCGCCUCGUCGCGGCCAAGCUCGGCGUCGAGGGCGUCCCCGAGCUCACGCCGUACCAGCAGCGCGUCUUUUCGUUUGAGCACCACCGCGAGCUGGCGGAGAAGGUCAAGCGGGGCGAAAAGGUCGAGAGCGCCGAUAGCGGGCGCGCGCCUGGUGGCGGCGCUGCUGCAGGCAAGCCGGUCGCAGAGAGGACCAUGAGGAUGGACAAGUCGGCCACCUCCAAGUCCAACCCGCGUGCCAGAUUGUAG
Molecule: messenger RNA, 1470 nt
Organism: Pseudozyma flocculosa PF-1
Lineage: Eukaryota; Fungi; Basidiomycota; Ustilaginomycetes; Ustilaginales; Ustilaginaceae
Exons: 2
Coding region: 1-1470 (489 amino acids)
Molecular function (GO): flavin adenine dinucleotide binding; proline dehydrogenase activity; L-pipecolate oxidase activity
Source: RefSeq, a predicted model, not a curated record